GCGAGAAGAGAGAGCAGCGGGCGCAUUAGACGCACGCAGAUUGGGGAGCUGUCUGCUCUGGUUCAAACAGCGGGUCGCGAACGUUUCAGGCCGCGUGAUGGGACGUCGUCUUAGCCUGGAAAACGUGAUUCUUCCCCGUUUUACUUUCCUGGGAUUUUGUUUAGAAUGAAUUGAAGCAAAAAGAUUAAAGAUGGAAUUAAAUCAGAGUUGAAGCAGAAAGGAGGAGGAGGAGCCAGGCGGAGGGAGGAGCUGUCGUCAUGGCGACGGUCUGCACGGAGCGGUCCUCGUACCCAGGUCCGGAAGGGGGGGACCACAGCAGCAGAUCAAGAGAAGAUGGAGGUCAACCCGCCUUCCCAAAAACCAGGUCGGCAUCCAGAAUCUUCCGGCUGGUGCACUACGCGCUGAGUUGGGGGCCCGGGCCCCGGGACGGCAGUGUGGCCCCCGCCGACUGCACCGCGGGGAGCCACUCGGCGUUUCGGACAACCUGGAGGGCCGAGAGCGCCGCGUCACCCAGGAACGCCAACUGGAAAGCCGACCGGAGGGAGGCCGCUCAGUGGCCCCUGGCAGCGAUGAACCUGAACAACUGCAACAACAAGGAUGAGAAAAAAGACGAGAAAAAAGAAGAGAAGAAGGAUGAGAAGAAGGAUGAGAAGAAGAAGGAGGAGCCUCCGAAAGAGGUGUGGGUGAUGGACCCCCAGACGGACACAUACUACAACUGGCUGGUGACCAUGUCCUUCCCUGUGUUCUACAACCUCAUGAUGCUGGUCGCCAGGUCUUGUUUUAACGAACUACAGAUCAAGAACGUGACGAUGUGGCUGGUGUUUGACUACAGCUCGGACCUCCUCUACUGGGUCGACACCUUCGUGAGGUCCAGGACAGGAUUCCUGGAGCAGGGGCUGCUGGUGCGCGAUUCCAAGAUUCUGAAGGACAACUACAUGAAGACGCGUCAGUUCAAACUGGACGUCAUCUCCAUGCUGCCCACCGACUUCAUCUUCCUGCUGAUCGGCAUCGACAACCCAGAGUGGCGCUUCAACCGCCUGCUCAAGCUCGGGCGGCUCUUCGAGUUCUUCGACCGCACCGAGACGCGCACCAACUUCCCCAACAUCUUCCGCAUCGGGAACCUCGUCCUCUACAUCAUCAUCAUCAUCCACUGGAACGCCUGUCUCUACUUUGCCAUCUCCAAGACGCUGGGCUUCGGCUCGGACACCUGGGUGUACCCAGACAUCAAACACCCGGAGUUCGGCCAGCUGUCGCGUCAGUACGUCUACUGCCUCUACUGGUCGACGCUCACCCUGACCACCAUUGGCGAGACGCCGCCGCCUGUGCAGGACAUCGAGUACCUCUUUGUGGUGGUGGACUUCCUCACGGGUGUGCUGAUCUUCGCCACCAUCGUGGGGAACGUGGGCGCCAUGAUCUCCAACAUGAACGCGGCACGCGCAGACUUCCAGGCCAAGAUCGACUCCAUCAAACAGUACAUGGAGUUCCGCAAGGUGACCAAGGACCUGGAGAUCCGCGUGGUCAAGUGGUUCGACUACCUGUGGACCGAGGAGAAGACGUGCGACGAGAAGCAGGUGCUCAAAAACCUUCCAGACAAGCUGAAGGCGGAGAUCGCUAUUAAUGUGCACCUGGAGACCCUGCGGAAGGUGCGCAUCUUCCAGGACUGCGAGGCCGGGCUGCUGGUGGAGCUGGUGCUGAAACUGCAGCCGCAGGUGUUCAGCCCUGGCGACUACGUCUGCAAGAAGGGCGACAUCGGCCGCGAGAUGUACAUCAUUAAGGCGGGAAAGCUGGCGGUUGUCGCAGACGAUGGGGUCACGCAGUUUGUUGUCCUGGGCGACGGCGCCUACUUCGGGGAGAUCAGCAUCCUGGGGAUCAAGGGGAGCAAGGCGGGAAACCGGCGGACGGCCAACAUCCGCAGCGUGGGGUACUCAGACCUCUUCGCACUGUCGAAGGACGACCUCAUGGAGGCGCUGACGGAGUACCCCGACGCCAAGGGGAUCCUGGAGGAGAAGGGGCGGGCCAUCCUGAUGAAGGACAACCUGAUCGACGAGUCGCUGUUGGCGGUGCCGGACGCCAAGGAGCUGGAGGGGAAGGUGAGCCGAUUCGAGGCCAACCUGGAGAUCAUGAACGUUAAGUUCCGGAAGAUGGCGGCGCACCAUGAGUCAUACGAGCGCAAGCUGAAGCAGCGACUGGCCAACAUGGAGAACCAGGUCAGGACCCUGAGGCCUAACGAAUAGGAGGAGGAGGAGCAGGAGGACAACAUGGAGAACCAGGUCAGGACCCUGAGGCCGAAUGAAUAGAGGGAGCAGGAGGAAGAGGAGUAGGACACAAGGCCCAAUGAGUAGGAGGAGGAGGGGUAGGAGGCCAACAUGGAGAACCAUGGUCAGAAAGCUGAGGCCCAACAAAUAGGUAGAGGAGCAGGAGUAGAAGGAGGACUAUGACACGAGGCCCGAUGAGUAGGAGGAGGAGGAGGGAGCAAGAGGAUGAAGACAACAUGGAGACACUAGGUCAGCACGCUGAGGCCGAACAAGUAGGAGGAGGAAGAGGAGGACGACGCCAGUGACAAGGGUCGUCUGGAGGUUCAGAUGUGCCGGGAACCGGGGACUGGGUCGGAUUUGACCGCCUCUGUUAGACAGGGACCCCAGUAGAAACAUGUGUUCAUGGCGAGUGCUAGCUAAAAUACUAGCUAACACACAGCUAACAGCAGCUAACAAGCUAGCUACAACCUAAUGAUUUAGAUGUUAUCCCUCUUGCAUCCUUGAUAGGAUGCCCUGCAAUGGUAACGGGACACAUGGGCGUGGUGUUGCAAGAACCGAGGAGUUACAUGUUUUUUGUUGUUCUUUUCACACUACCCCAGCUAACAUAGUAGCUAACACACUAGCUAACUAUGAACAAUGUAGAAGUUCAGGGGUUCGACUUCGGGAAAGGCCAAGCCAUGGAUCUUUUCUUCACUGUUUUCUCAUUUAUUAAUCCAUGUGAAUAAUACUCUGUACUAUACAUUAUUAGUUGCAGCUUGAUGCAUCUUAUCUGAUUCCUUCCUGUAUGCGCUUGCUAACCACAUUCAUAUAAAGAUGUGACUUGGAUGAGAAAACACUACCUGUGUAAGAAACCCAAUUGUUUUGUUUGUGAUUACGAUGCAGAAAACACACUGAGAAACUUCAAUUUCCAAGUCCAUAAAUGUUCCUGUUUUUAAAAAUAAAUGUUCCAAACCAAUGUUUAA
Messenger RNA from Gadus morhua (Atlantic cod), 3217 nucleotides. RefSeq names its product cyclic nucleotide-gated channel cone photoreceptor subunit alpha. The transcript is spliced from 10 exons. The record is from RefSeq and is a predicted model, not a curated record. Bases 258 to 2234 code for a protein of 658 amino acids. Gene Ontology annotation, biological process: monoatomic cation transmembrane transport. Lineage: Eukaryota; Metazoa; Chordata; Actinopteri; Gadiformes; Gadidae. Gene Ontology annotation, cellular component: plasma membrane; intracellular cyclic nucleotide activated cation channel complex. Gene Ontology annotation, molecular function: intracellularly cAMP-activated cation channel activity; intracellularly cGMP-activated cation channel activity; cGMP binding.